Hevea brasiliensis (rubber tree) is the source of this 1686-nucleotide messenger RNA. RefSeq lists its product as uncharacterized. The transcript has 10 exons. Gene Ontology annotation, cellular component: cytoplasm. Lineage: Eukaryota; Viridiplantae; Streptophyta; Magnoliopsida; Malpighiales; Euphorbiaceae. The record is from RefSeq and is a predicted model, not a curated record. Bases 202 to 1485 code for a protein of 427 amino acids.
GAAAUUUCCAUUUUCUACAGGAAAGUUUUCUAGAAAAAUAAGAAAGUUCUCCUCCCCGAGCUUAGAAGCCCUAACCCUUUCCACAAAAUCUUCCUCCCGAAAUAAGUCUGCUCGUUACUUUAAAAAAAUUCUUAAGUUACCUCCAAAAGCUCUAGGGUUAAAUAAAAAGCUCCCUUCCGAAUUUGUUCUCCGACAACAAAAAUGGCAGUGAGGUUCCUAAUCUCAAGAACUUCACCAAAGAGUCUCCACCAACUUCUGCAGCCUAGUCUCCAAAAAUCUUCCCCAGUUUCUCAAUUCCUCAGACAUAUGCAUUCCUUCAUUUCCCCAGAAUUCAAUUUCCGAAAUUCCUGUCCUCAAAAUUCCAGGGGCAUGGUCUCUGCUCCUGAUUACGGUCUUGAAGAAGCUGGUGCCGCUGCUCUCAGCCUCGAUAAUCGCGUUCCAGCCACUGUAAUAACUGGGUUUCUUGGCUCUGGGAAGACCACUCUUCUCAAUCACAUUCUCACAUCUCAACAUGGCAAGCGGAUUGCAGUCAUAGAGAAUGAGUUUGGUGAGGUGGAUAUUGAUGGAUCAUUGGUUGCUAGCCAUUCUUCUGCCAGUGACGACAUAGUUAUGGUUAACAAUGGUUGCCUGUGCUGUACUGUGAGAGGAGAUCUGGUUAAAAUGCUGUUGGAGUUGGUCAAGAAAAAAAGGGACAAAUUUGAUCACAUUGUUAUUGAAACCACGGGACUCGCUAAGCCUGGCCCUGUCAUAGAAACAUUCUGUUCUGAUGAACUAGUUUCACGUCAUGUGAAACUGGAUGGAGUUGUUACCAUGGUUGAUUCCAAACAUGCCAUGCAACACUUGAAUGAAGUUAAACCCAGAUUUGUGGUGAAUGAGGCGGUAGAACAAAUUGCAUAUGCCGACCGAAUUAUACUGAACAAGAUAGAUUUGGUGUCCGAGACUGAAUUACAGAGUUUGACACACCAAAUCAAGCAUAUUAAUGGUAUGGCUCCAAUUAAGCUGGCCAAAUAUGGAUCUGUAGACAUGGACUUUGUCUUGGGAGUAGGAGGAUAUGAUCUUGAAAGGAUUGAUUCUGAAGUUCAUAUAGACGAUUUAUGUAGUGCAACGCGUGAACAUGAGGCUGCACAAGAGGAUCAUGAGGGCCAUCAUCAUCAGGAAUGUAAAUCCCAUCAUGACCAUGUGCAUGAUUCUAGCGUCUCUAGUGUCAGUAUUGUCUCUGAGGGAACUCUGGACCUCGAUGAGGUUGAUGAUUGGCUUGAAAGACUAAUUGAAGAAAAUGGUGAGGACCUGUACAGGAUGAAAGGCGUCUUAUCUGUAGCAAGUUCUGAUCAGCGAUAUAUUUUUCAGGGGGUGCAUUCUACAUUAGAUGGUUGCCCAGGCAAACCAUGGGGGCCUGAUGAACAGAGAAUAAACAAGAUUGUGUUCAUAGGAAGAAAUUUGAAUGAAACUGCUCUCAGAAAAGGUUUCAAAGGUUGUCUGUCUUGAUCUAUGAGUUGACAUUGCAAUGUACUUGGUAGUGCAAUGGGGAAAGCAGUCAAAGUCUUCUCUAUACACUUAUGGAGCCUCUAAAAAUAUAGAUACAAAAAUGUAGAAAAUUUUGGAAUUUCUUUGUUAAGAAAUAGCAAUUAUUCAUUGAUAUAUUUUUGUUUAUUUUCCUUCUAAAUAAGAACUAUUCAUUGAUAUGUA